Messenger RNA from Cylindrotheca closterium, 558 nucleotides. The record is from the annotation of a GenBank genome assembly. Lineage: Eukaryota; Bacillariophyta; Bacillariophyceae; Bacillariales; Bacillariaceae.
AUGUCGCUAUCGAAAAAAAUUCAGGGCCACCCUAAACCAUCCAGAGAAGCGAGAUCUAACAAAUCAUCUAAUAUGCCUGUUAUUAUUCCGGAUGACGAAGACUGUUGCAAACUGUUCGCGGCAGAUGUGCUGUGUGGCCGUGACAGAGCGCCAAUGACCCAUCCAGGAAACAAACGAUUCCGACAAAUGAUCAUGCAGAAACGAGAGGCAUAUCAGAAAGCCACAUCACAUGAGGCACGGUUAUCAGUCACUGAUGAAAUAAUGACAACGGUAGGCGAAUAUGGCGGUCGUUUCUUGAGACGAAAUGGCAAAAGUGGAAAAUUGGAACAAAUGGAGGAUGGAUUGGCAAGAGAACUCAUUCAGAAAGCCAUUCAAUGUGUACCAAAGAUUCUACCAAAAAUACCCAAACGAACCCCUCCUACCAUGUUGGUUCGAAUGGUAUCCGAAGAAAAUACAAGUUCGGAUGUAGACGAUGAGUCAAGGUUCCAGAAUAUUCUCAGCGACCAACGCAAAAUAUUCGAAGCACUUAUGAGACAGCGAGGAAUGAAUUUGCCAUAG